Molecule: messenger RNA, 1832 nt
Organism: Aspergillus sclerotioniger CBS 115572
Lineage: Eukaryota; Fungi; Ascomycota; Eurotiomycetes; Eurotiales; Aspergillaceae
Product: MDR family MFS transporter
Exons: 5
Coding region: 1-1659 (552 amino acids)
Biological process (GO): transmembrane transport
Molecular function (GO): transmembrane transporter activity
Source: RefSeq, a predicted model, not a curated record
AUGGAUUCUUCCAGCUUAGAUCAUCUGCAGGGCCAUGAGAAGGGAGAUAUCUCAAAAGUUCCACCAGAGCCUUCCGAUGAGCACGAGUACCCCUCAGGUCUUAGGCUCGGGCUGCUGAUGACCUCCCUCUACAUUGCCAUGUUCCUAGUUGCCUUGGACAAACUCAUCGUCUCAACUGCCACACCAUCCAUCACCGAUGAAUUCCACGCGUCAAACGAGGUUGGUUGGUAUGGAACGGCCUACAUGCUCACCAACUGCGCCUUUCUACUCGUCUCUGGAAAAAUAUACACCUUCGUCAGCGUCAAAGCGGUCUUUCUCGCCUCUGUUGUUCUGUUUGAGAUCGGUUCUGCCAUCUGCGGCGCAGCACCCAACUCGGUUGCCUUUAUCAUAGGUAGGGCCAUUGCCGGAUUGGGGGCCGCCGGGGUCCAAGAAGGCAUUCUAGUCCUCAUAAUUUAUGCUGUCCCACUUGCGAAGCGACCCAAGUACCAGGGCUUAUUUGGUGCGAUUUAUGGCAUCUCUUCCAUAAUCGGCCCGCUUAUUGGCGGCGCGUUCACUUCAAACAUUUCUUGGAGAUGGUGCUUUUACAUCAAUCUUCCUUUUGGAGGCGUGGUCCUCCUAUUCGUCUUUAUCCUGUUACAGGUCCCUGGUGCCUCGUCCAAGGAUGCCUCGACGUGGAAACACAGAUUGGCGCAGCUCAACAUAGAAGGGGUGGUUGCUCUCCUCCCAGGGGUUGUCUGCCUCUGUUUGGCUCUGGAAUGGGGUGGUUUCACGUACAGUUGGAGGAAUGGGCGUAUCAUUGCCUUACUUACAGUCGCUUUCAUCAUGUUGAUCGUAUUUAUCUUCGUUCAGAUCUGGAGACCUAGAACAGCCACGGUGCCACCACAUAUUUUCAUUCAACGAAGCAUUCUUGCUGGCUUCUGGGUGACCUGCGCGGUUGGGGUGCACAUGACAAUGUUUAUCUACUAUCUUCCGAUCUGGUUUCAGUCCGUCAAGGGUAACUCCGCCGUUAAGAGCGGCAUUCACCUGCUCCCCCUGGUGAUUGCCAUGGUUGUUUCGUCUAUUAUUAGCGGGGUGGGAACGACUCAAGCCGGUUACUACACGCCCUUCCUGGUCGCCGGCACAUGCAUUGUAUCGAUUGGGGCAGGGCUUCUCACUAUCCUCCAAGUUAACAGCACCACUGGCCAAUGGAUCGGGUAUCAGAUCAUAUACGGUCUUGGCUUGGGCUGUUGCUUCCAGGCGCCCACCAUGGCUGCGCAGACGGUACUCCCCCGCGAAGAAGUGGCCAUUGGGGCUUCCCUGAUGCUUUUUGGCCAAACUCUCUUCGGUGCCAUAUUCGUGUCGGUCGGCCAGAACGUUCUCGACCAACAUCUGGCUAUCCGUCUUGCCCGCCUUUCUGGCAUCAACAUCACACCCGAAACUAUUAAACGCGCUGGUAUUACUGGCCUUUUCAGGAUUAUUCCGCCCCAGGACCACACUGCUGUUCUGGAGGCUUAUGAUGCCUCGCUGCGCUUGUGUUUUGUGAUUGGCCUUGUCUUUGCCUGUCUGUCUGUCAUCGGCAGCAUUGGCAUGGAGUGGCGCAACGUCAAGAAACAAGACGGAAACAAAAAAUCGACUAGCGAAACUGCCGGUGAAGUCCAACUUGAGCGUAUGGAGCAAUGAGGUCACUAGCUAGUAGUAGCUUAAUAGAAAGUGCACAUUCGAUCAGAGCGGGACCGGGGGCGGAGACUCGGUGGAACCUAUUUCCGGGGGGCCGAUGCCGCCCUCCCCGACUUUGCGGAGAAUCUGAUUGGGCCAUGAUGGCGUAUGAGUCAAACGGAAAACUUGCCGGGGCG